AUGACUGCACUGGGUUCAGUUCGUCAUGAAUGGAAGAUUGGUACUUUAUUUGGGUUUCAAGAAUGGUCUUAUUCCAAUUUAUUUUUUAUGGAAGGAAUAUAUGAUGUUGCCUUUUCAAUUGGUGUUAGAUUAAAUAACGGUUAUUUGGAUGUAUGUGUAGGAAAAAGUAAUUUGAAAUUAGCGAAGGCUGUUAUUAAAAUAGCGAUCAAUGAAGAAAACAGAAAAAAAGAAAUUAAUAACUGGAAGGAUAAUUACAUUUUUGAUAAUUAUAUACACGAUUCUAAGCUCGGUGUCUCUACACUUCAUCAUGAAAAUGGGGCUUAUUGCCAUUUUAUUUCUGACACAACUAUUGUUUGUACGAUUACUUGGUAUGGUUUUGUUGGAGGAGUUUCUGGGAGUAACUUUUAUCAAGAAUUACAGCAGUUUCACAAAGCAACUGAAUUCAGUGAUGUCAUACUGUCAGUUGAUGGUGCCGAAUUACCAGCACACAAGAUCAUUUUAUCAUCCCACAGCCCAGUAUUUUUUGCGAUGCUAACAGCAGAUAUGAAAGAAAAGAAAGAGAGUCGAAUUAACAUUGAAAAUUUUGAGGUAGAUGUCAUCAAUGAAAUGUUGACUUAUUUUUACACUGGCGAAACAAAAGCCAGCGAAGAUGUUGAUACUGCAUUGAAGAUGCUUGAGCUGGCAAAUAUGUAUCAAAUAAAUAAGCUCAAAGAUAUUUGUGAGCAGACAUUGUUAAAGAAAAUGAAGGUAGAUAAUGUCUUGCUCAUUCUCGUUGCCGCUGAUGAUUUCAAUUCACAAAAUUUAUAUGACGAAUCAAUUAAAUUCAUGGUAAGUAACCGGAAAGAAGUUGUUAAACUUCCUGGAUUUAAAGAUUUAUUAAAGACAAAGACAGAAAUUAGGUAUAAUUUCAUUUAUGCCAGCUUUGAAACUAAGCAAUAA
Messenger RNA from Microplitis mediator, 939 nucleotides. Its product is annotated as TD and POZ domain-containing protein 2-like. Gene Ontology annotation, cellular component: cytoplasm. The transcript has a single exon. Gene Ontology annotation, biological process: proteasome-mediated ubiquitin-dependent protein catabolic process; regulation of proteolysis. Lineage: Eukaryota; Metazoa; Arthropoda; Insecta; Hymenoptera; Braconidae. The coding region runs from base 1 to 939 and encodes 312 amino acids. The record is from RefSeq and is a predicted model, not a curated record. Gene Ontology annotation, molecular function: ubiquitin protein ligase binding.